AUGGGUAGUCUGAUGCGCUAUAAGGAAACCAGGAGGGAAUGGCAAGAUGUUUUGGAUAGUAAGAUAUGGGAUCUACAAGAGGUUGAGCAACAGGUUUUCCAACCACUAUUACUUAGUUAUUAUGACUUGGCACCUGCGAUCAGACGUUGUCUUUUAUAUUGUGCUAUUUUUCCAAAAGAUUAUGAAUUCAACAAGGACCGUUUGGUUGAGCUGUGGAUGUCACAAGAUUUUCUGAAUUUGAAAGGAAACAAAGAAAGAAAGUAA
Prunus armeniaca (apricot) is the source of this 264-nucleotide messenger RNA. The record is from the annotation of a GenBank genome assembly. NCBI's taxonomy places the organism in Eukaryota, Viridiplantae, Streptophyta, Magnoliopsida, Rosales, Rosaceae.